UAUAUAUAUAUUUAAUAAUCUUUGACAACAGCCGACAUUUAUUAAUCAGACCGCUGGUGCCUCCAAAAAAGCAACCCCGGGACGCUGUAGCCAUGACAACGCAAACAAAAAGAACGAACUUUCUGUCAGCAACAACAUCGAUAUUUCUGUAAGUGAAGCCCUAACCAAGAAGCAAACAAAAUGAUUCCACCAGCCGAGUCUCUCCUGAAAUACGAAAAUCCAGUUUUGGUCAGCAAAAGCACAGACAGAAAAUCCCCAAAGGGACGUCCUUUAAGAGUGAGCCCUCAGCAGCCGGCCAACUCUCCCCCUGUUCCACCCCCUCCUAAACCAAAAUCAGCCACCACUGAUGCCACCAAGCAGGAAAAUGAGGAGAUCCUGAACGCCAUCCUUCCACCCAGGGAAUGGAUGGAGGGAAACCAACUGUGGGUGCAGCAAGUGUCCAGCGCACCUUGUACAAGAACAGAUGUUAUUCAUUUAGAGGAACAGCUGGACAUAAAGUUGCAGCAAAGACAGGCCAGAGAAACAGGGAUCUGCCCGGUUCGCAGGGAGCUCUAUUCCCAGUGCUUUGACGAGCUGAUCAGACAGGUGACCAUCAACUGUGCUGAAAGGGGUCUGCUGCUGUUGAGGGUCAGAGAUGAGAUACAAAUGACUAUCGCUGCCUACCAGACACUGUACGAAAGCAGCGUGGCUUUUGGAAUGAGGAAAGCACUGCAGGCUGAGCAGGGCAAGGCUGACAUGAUGAAACGAAUCUCUGAUCAGGAGGAUGAGAAACAAGACCUGAUGAAGCAAUUAAAUGAACUGAAAGCUAAAUGUGAUGCCAUUGAAAAGAGAGAAAAUGAAAGGAGACAGCUGGAGGACAAGAAGCACACUGAAGAGAUUCAGUUCUUGAAGAGAACUAACCAGCAGCUCAAGACCCAACUGGAAAGGAUCAUUACACCAAAGAAGUAACUUCGCCAUCCAAGAAAUUUAUUAAAUUAUAUUAAUGAAUGUAAACAUAACUGAGUGGAAUAAGCAAAUAUUUUUAUUACAGCAUGGCAUGACAAGUACAGUUCAUUCAACCAUACAUUUCUCUUUAACAGUAUGAGAGCAUUACACCUUUAACUGAUGAAUGAAAUGUCAUUCAAAAACAGUCCUGGGUGGAGGGACAGUCAGGGCCAAG
Messenger RNA from Etheostoma cragini (Arkansas darter), 1159 nucleotides. RefSeq names its product dynein, axonemal, light intermediate chain 1 (gene dnali1). The record is from RefSeq and is a predicted model, not a curated record. The transcript is spliced from 6 exons. Lineage: Eukaryota; Metazoa; Chordata; Actinopteri; Perciformes; Percidae. Gene Ontology annotation, cellular component: axoneme; filopodium. Gene Ontology annotation, molecular function: dynein heavy chain binding. The coding region runs from base 181 to 948 and encodes 255 amino acids.